AUAAAAUUUUGAUCUUCCGCUCCUUUGAUAGGGGAAAUGGGAGGAGGCGAGGUCGAUUGUUCCGAUCGGGGACAGUGGUCUGUGGCGGAUUUCAUAAGGAAGGAGGUGCCUGAUUGGGACGACGAAGUUGUGGCAACUGCAAGGUUCAAGGCGUUUAGCGGCCAGAGGCCGGACUGGCAGCCUAGGUUCCUUUUUUGGAGAGACUUAAUCCUCAAGGUCGCUCGACAUCUUCAUCUCUUCAUCGUUCGCCCUUCUCAGGUGAAGAAUAUUUGGUUCAAUCGAGGAGGCUUGACCCCUUUGUGCCUUGACAGUGUGCUGCUUGAAAUGUACAAUGCUGGUGAUGUUUUGCGCACUUGUGAUCUUACAGACCCUAGAAGUGGAAGACUUUCCAGUGUUUUCAAGAAAGUAGUAAAUCUAAUGGCCUUUACUAGAUUAUCAUCUCAAGUAGAUAUUAUGGAAGAUGAUCUCAUUCUUGUGCCAUUACUGAAGGAUAAAGCUGCAGAAGUCAUCAAAACUAUAACUGAAAGCCAUUGGACUUCUUCAUGUAUUGUCACGAUGAAAAUGUUCACAGACAUUUGUGGAGACUCCAAAGAAGCAUAUGUUAUGCUGAGUUAUUUGUCAGGAUGUAGGAAAGCACAAUAUUUUUCAAUCAACAAGCAGGACUUCUUGGAGGGUGUUAAAGUGUCUCUUUCAUCCACUGCAGUUUCUACUGUCUCAACACUGGAUUUUGACAUGUUGCAUCUGAUUUCAACUGCUCAAAAGCUUCAGCAAAAGCUUGAUUUACUUGACCGGCGAUAUGAAAUAUCAAGGAAAUUGGCUUCGACUUCUCUAAAAACCGGGGAUAAGAAAGCUGCCUUGAGGCAUCUAAAGUGUUCAAAAUUGGCCUCUGAGAGUAGAGAAAAUUGCACUACCUUUCUGAGGAGGGUGGAGGAAGUCCUCUCAGUCAUUUCAGAAGCCGAAUCAUCGAAAAAGGUUUCUGAGGCCAUCCAAAUUGGUACGAAGGUUAUGAAAGAACUUAGGGUCAACCCCGAAGACAUUCAUGCCUCUCUUCAAGAAUUUGAUGAGAUGGUUGAUUCAUUGAAAGAGGCUGAAAUUGUCAUAGAAUCAGGUUCAUCAUACACAAGGAUUGACGAUGAAGAUGUUGAAGACGAGUAUAAGAAACUAGAGAUUGAAGUUGGAGAGUACUCACCACCUAUAAUAUCUGAGAUUGGGGCGACUACUACCAGUGUUGGAGGAACAGAUGCCAACGACUUGGGGAAUGCUGACUCAUGGAUUGAUGGAUUUUCGCGGCUCACUGUUGUGGACGAUGCUGAGGCAAGACUAGGGGAGAAGGAAAUGUUGAAAGAACUCGUGCUUGAAAGUGGUUAGUUAAUAUGGGUCAGUUUCUUCUUCCUUUUUACACAUACUAAUCAUUUGUGUUAUGAUUGGAUUCGUAUGAAGGAAAAUGUGUCCUAUGUAAAAGCAGUUUAUUAUAAAGAUUGUUUUGGUAACUGUUAUUUUCAAUCUAAUAUCUCUAUUGUUGUUUUCUAAACGAAAUGGUGACUGAUUUUUAGUUCUUUUUCAUUGAGGUUUUCAA
Molecule: messenger RNA, 1576 nt
Organism: Impatiens glandulifera
Lineage: Eukaryota; Viridiplantae; Streptophyta; Magnoliopsida; Ericales; Balsaminaceae
Product: charged multivesicular body protein 7
Exons: 8
Coding region: 37-1368 (443 amino acids)
Biological process (GO): late endosome to vacuole transport via multivesicular body sorting pathway; vesicle budding from membrane
Cellular component (GO): cytoplasmic side of plasma membrane; multivesicular body; ESCRT III complex
Source: RefSeq, a predicted model, not a curated record